AUGAACCUGUGCAGCCUUGUACUUGAUCGGUAUAUGGCUGUCGUAAAGCCACUGAAAUACGUCAACUUCAUGACUGCUCGACGUGUCACCCAGCUAACUUUAAUUUCUUGGGCUUUCCCUCUUUGUCUUGUAAUUUGUUCUGUUUUCAUUCUGUUUUCAAGACUUCGUGGACUAGACUAGUGCGAAUUUGUCUUUUAAUCAAAGCCAUACAAAGAGUUUUGCGUUUUUUCUCGGGAAAUUUAUUUUAUAAAAGCAACAGAAAACUUCUUCCUGUGUUUGCAUAGCCUGAUAUAAACACUCGAGACGUUGGGAGAAUUCUCGACAGUUAUGCAAACCCGAGACGUUGUCUCGGGUUUGCAUAACUGUCUCGAAUUCUCCCAACCCCUCUCAUGUUUAUAUCAAGCUUCUUUGCGGGCAAGGAUUAAUCAUGGCAUGUAUGCAAAGUGUUUUUAAUAAACUUGAACUUGAAACUUGUGCUUUUUCUUCAAAUUUACAAUGAAUGUUUUAUUUCAAGAACCAAUGCGUUUCUGGUAGCCUGCGUUGCAGCCGGCCCACGUAUCUUCUAGACCAUUAAUAUAAGAGGGUCCUCAAUAGGUUUCUCGGGAUCCGGGAUUUCCCUUAUUUAAGGCUCGGGAUUCGGGAUUAUAAAGCAAAAUCGGGGCAAGAUUCGGGAUCGAAAGUAUGCUAAUCUAGCCUGCGUUGCAGGCGGCCCACGUAUCUUCUAGACCAUUGAUAUAAGAGGGUCCCCAAUAGGUUUCUCGGGAUCCGGGAUAUCCCUUAUUUGAGGCCCGGGAUUCGGGAUUAUAAAGUAAAAUCGGGGCAAGAUUUGGGAUUGAAAGUAUGCCCGUAAGGUGGGAUGCCAAAAAUAAAAAUGGGAUUACGGGAUUGCACGAAAUUUUGGGUCGGGAUUACGGGAUUGAAGAACCCCAUUGGGGACCCUCAUAUAAUAUACAGGCGGUUAAGAGUGUCUGCGACGCAAGCUAGCUUCUGGUUGGCACAUUAAUGUCAAAAGGUGACGUCAGCGGGAGUAUCACUUUUCACUCCAAGUGUUGUGAUGUGUGCAGCCCUAACCAAAGAAAUUGUACAACAUUGGCAUUACGGUGAUGAAUUCCUUUUCGUCAUUAUAUAUUACUUCAUUUUUUUCUCGGUCUCCGGUUGAUAAAGGUUUAAAGAAUCGUCUUAGUGUAUAAUUCACCUUUCUCUAGUGUUUUUUGUUUUCUCUUUUAUUUAUUUAUUUUUUCAAGUAUAAGGCGUUAGCUUCCACUUCACCAAAGAGGUGGAUAGUGCUUUUGAUUGGCUGAUUAUAAAUUAUGCUUAAAUGGCUGUAAAUAACUCAUAUUGGAGGCUUCCAGGGCCCUAAAACCCCAGGGGGGGGGGUACUUUAAGAAUUUUGGGGUGGGGAUGUGCCGCUGGGACCCUGAAACCCUUAGCCUAUACCACUGAGGUUGCUAGCACAGUCCAGCCAAAACAAAACCGAUUUGAUGUUUUUAUAUUCUUGAGUGGCAAUUCCCGGUUUCCCUAGUCUAGACUAAAAUCUUCAGCCAAUUGAUUAGUUUCAGAUGGAAAAUGAUACCCUCUUUUAGACCCAAACUCUCUGAUUUAUAUGCCCUAUCCCAGCGUAAACUGCUUGAAAACCAUACCCUUUACAGCGGCACAUACCCAUAUAGCCCAUAUAUAGCAGUAGCCCCCCCCCGGCCUAAAACCAACCAUCAACGAGACAAUAGCAAUGAAAAACGAAUAUAUUGUAAAUUUUCAUUUAAGAUUAUUACCUUGAUUGCCUGAACAAUAUUUGGGGUCAAAUAGGAAACUGAAUACAAUUCCACAGGUAGCUAAAGUUUACAUCUGUACUGUCAAAUUAAAUGCCAAAGGAAAAAGCAUAUUGAAAAUACAUUUGAAAACCAAAGGCCAAGCACAAGUCCCCUCUUCAUAAUAAGAAUGCAUUUCCAUUGAACCCAGUAAGCUUGUUUUGUUUACAAGGCAGGUAAUUUUCCACUGGGAUACAUGCUAUUUUUGUGAUUCGCAUGACAUGCAAAGUUGAACAUAAUGGAGAUUACAUUGCAAUUAGAAGGUGAUGGAGAAGGAUAUAAAACUAUUCUGAUGGAUCCCAUAGCUAUUGAUGAGCCUCUCUAUAUGGUCAAUUCUGACGAAAUCGAAGUUUCGAUGAUUGCUUCUGAUGAAGCGACGACCUUAAGAUAUUAAAGAGACGAACGCAUUGCCAUCCGUUCAAUUUUAAUUUAACAACAAUAGUUGUGCGAUUCGCCCCAUAUAAGGGGAUCCAAGAAUUAAGACGCUCUUGGAUUCUGGAUUCGACGCCGUAGAUUCCGAAUUCCAGGUCCAGGAUUCCUGACUUUUGUCAUUAAAACUUGGAUUCCGGAUUCCCAUCAUUUGCCGCAUUCCGGAUUCAUUAAGUUGUGUUCCGGAUUCCAAAGCCCAGGAUUUCGGAUUCCAAGCAAAAAUUUCCUGGAUUUCGCAAUCCGAAUUCCAUAAAUGGGACGCAUGCGAUGAUGGCGGGCGAAAGAAUCUGCCAAAAAUUGCGCUGCACGUUCAGAGUUUUUGCUUUGCUUAAUAAACCUUAAUAUUGUCUCUUUUCCUUCUUCGUCGUCGUCGUAGUUGUGCUCGAACUCUCUAGUAACGUUACCACGCAAAACAAUUCUUGAUAUAUGAGACGAUUUCCUGAAAAAACCGUCGAUUUGAUGGAAAACGCGCAACGAAAUCCACAUGGCUCACUGAUGCUACAAAUUCUACAAGGUCAAAAGAUUCUUCAUUUUCGCGCUUCAUGUGGCUCGAAAAUUUCCUUCCAAAUACAGAACUUGGAAUGUUUAGUUUUAGUGUAUUAUCACUAACUUACCACAAUUCUUUCUAAAUGCCAUCUAAUGUAGUCAAAAGCCAAAAUAGGAAGGCUAUUUCCACGUUUUGCAUAAACGUUUAUCUAUUGUUGACAACCAACAAAGUUUUAAUCGCUUAAUUAAUAUCGGUUAUUAGAAUUAACAACAGGUGAAUCACGACAAAAUAAGACAGAGCGGCUUAUUGCAUUUAAUAAUAGGAGCCUGAACGCUCCAGAAGAUUGUCUUUCGUUGAGUUAAGCUUCAGUUUUAUUUAAAUGUGAAGAAGAACGAAAUUGAAAACCGACCCUUCCAAUUGGUCUAAAUGCUUUUCCUGUCCUAUGCAGUCAACUUAGCAAUCAUAAAUUGACGUAUUGAUUACCUUUAUCAUGUUCGUCAGAUAUAAGGCGCAAACGUUACCAGAUGUUUAUAAAAUAACAAAACUUUUCUUUGACAUAAACUUCAACGCCCAGCUAAAGUUCUGGACCGAUAACAAAAUGGAAACUUGGUUUUGGAUUCUUGGUUGGAUUCUGUCCAUUCUGACGGUAGCUGGAAAUGGUUUCACCGUACUUCUUGUGGGCGGUCAACCUCGGCUUCGCACCAAAACCAACGCACUGAUCGUUUCACUUGCGGUGGCGGAUUUCUGUGUUGGGGCGUUCGUUGUUCCUUCACUGUUCUUCUGUGACAUCAGAGGUGGUUGCAACUGGCCUCAACUCUAUGCGUCCUGGGUGGAUUUUGUAAGGUGGCUCUUUGCGUACGCCUCUAUAAUGAACCUGAGCAGCCUCGUACUAGAUCGGUAUGUGGCUAUUGUAAAGCCACUGAAAUACGUCAACUACAUGACCACGCGACGUAUCACUAAAUUAAUAUUUUUUUCUUGGGUUAUCCCUUUUUGUCUUGCAAUUUUUCUGUUUCCAUGAGUUUAUAUUCAACAUUUUCGUUAUGUAGAAUAGUCGUAAGCGUAUGUUGCGCGCUUCUUGAGAUUUUCUUCAGCUGCAUGUUAAUUUUCUGUUUUAUUUCCAUGGCAACAGUUGUGUACAAUCAAACGCGAUCAUCAGCCAUCUUGGCAAAACAGUUACGUUUCAACCACCAAGGUUUGACAUUCAACACAUAUGACAAAUCAGCAGUUGUAAUGUUGGCAGUUGUGAUGGUCUUCGCCCUGGCUUGUUUCGCAACUUACUUGCGCUGUAGCUUUCUUCAGUUAUCAGGAAAUCGUAGACAUCCACACCUUUCGUGUAAAAGUGACUUUAAAUUUAGAAUACCUAUGUUAGUUCUGAACUCUGCAAUAAACCCUUUGGCAUACGCUUUUUUCAAGCGUGACAUUAAGAAAGCCUUAAAAGGAAAAAAACGCUUCCUUAUGAGGUUGGUCGAUUUAAAUUCAUGA
Messenger RNA from Porites lobata, 4203 nucleotides. Lineage: Eukaryota; Metazoa; Cnidaria; Anthozoa; Scleractinia; Poritidae. The record is from the annotation of a GenBank genome assembly.